AUGGUGGCCGCCACACAGGAGUGGGGGGGGCUUGCGACCCACGCUGGGUACGCGUACAAGCAGAAGAACGGCAAAUGCAAACACGCCAAGGUACGGCUGGGGGAGGUACGGCUGGGGGAGGUACGCCUGGGGGAGGUACGGCUGGGGGAGGCACGCCUGGGGGAGGCAACGAUCAUAGGCAUCAGGGGGUAUUACCAGGUGGACUACUACGGCUGGCUGGGUCUGCUCCUCGUUGUCAAUGCUCAGCCCACCAUUGCAUUCGUGCGAGGCUCCUACCCCUCCUUCCAGACGUACACAGAUGGCAUAUACAACGACGCAGGGUGUGCAGCGGCAGGAGUGGUGGAUCACAGCGUGCUGGUGAUGGGCUACAGCAUCACGGCUGAGGGCGCCUACUGGAUCCUCCGCAACUCCUGGGGAGCCACCUGGGGCAUGCAGGGCUACAUGCAAAUGGCCUUUGGGGGAGGCAUUGGCAUCUGUGGCAUUCACUCUGUGCCGGCCAUCUACCCCAUCGUUAAGACGCCCUCUCUGUGCCUGUCGCUGCAGAACCAAUACGGGGCACGCCUAAAACAUCUCUUCCUCCCUCAACCUCACACCCUCGCCUCUGCCCCUUUCCCCCCCAUCCCUCCCCAUCCCACCUGCCCAUCUUCCCCUCCCUCCGCCCCUCCCCCACUCGCCCCCUGCAGAUGA
This is a messenger RNA of Closterium sp. NIES-65, 687 nucleotides long. The record is from the annotation of a GenBank genome assembly. Lineage: Eukaryota; Viridiplantae; Streptophyta; Zygnematophyceae; Desmidiales; Closteriaceae.